AUGAAUAAAAACAGAAUUAAUUUUGAGAAACCAUAUCCGGGCCGAGAUGCAUCCUCGUUGUCACCAAUAUUUCCAUUCACCUCGCAGUUUAACAACGGUCUUGAUGUGAAUCCGGGUACUCGAGUAACUGUUGAUGGUAACCUCAAUGUACCAAUUAUGGGUUGGGGUAUAUGGGACUAUAAAGGUGGUGUCAAGGUUGGGAGACCAAAUACACGUGUUGGUUUUGGCACAUUAGUGAGACCAACGAAUGUACUCGGCAUAAGUCCAGAAACUAUAGCGAUACUUGGUUCGAAUGGAUUAUUCAACGAAGCUAGACGCAAACUACCAUCUAUCCCAGUUUCUGUAUUGCCCGGAAACUUUGUACCACUGAGAUGUAAACCACCAUUUUGCAAUCCGUUUCUGCAUAAUCUCGCGUUUGGCAUUGACGUGGAACCCGGUGACGACAUUCUAUUUGAUGGCGAGUUAACUUUAUUUCUGUAUUCAUCAUCGUCUUCGUCACCAAAAUUCCAUCACGGUCAAGUUCAUUCCCAGCGUCCGUUGUCAUUCUUGCCGUUGUUGUCUUGA
This is a messenger RNA of Enterobius vermicularis (human pinworm), 564 nucleotides long. The record is from the annotation of a GenBank genome assembly. Lineage: Eukaryota; Metazoa; Nematoda; Chromadorea; Rhabditida; Oxyuridae.